Messenger RNA from Ctenopharyngodon idella (grass carp), 3698 nucleotides. RefSeq names its product SUZ12 polycomb repressive complex 2 subunit b (gene suz12b). Gene Ontology annotation, molecular function: chromatin DNA binding. Gene Ontology annotation, cellular component: nucleus; ESC/E(Z) complex. The record is from RefSeq and is a predicted model, not a curated record. Bases 493 to 2550 code for a protein of 685 amino acids. NCBI's taxonomy places the organism in Eukaryota, Metazoa, Chordata, Actinopteri, Cypriniformes, Xenocyprididae. The transcript is spliced from 16 exons.
AGGCGGGUUAUCACGGCACUUUUCUCAAGGGCUCGGGCGAUACAGUAGUACCGAUAUCCAUCACUUGGUAGGAUUUUCCCAUCCAAAAUAAAUGCAAUUUCGGUCGUAAAUAACAAGUAUUUAAUAAACCAUAACGUUUGUCUACACCGGAAAGUGAACGGCUGCCUAUAUGGAUGGAUAACCUGGUGUUAUUUAACUGUGUUUUUGUCGCUGUGAAGGACCGCAAGCUAACGUGCUAAUUUUCAUCUGUUGAGGAUCAGUGACCAGACUGAGGACAUACAUCAAUAACAUAUUUACAAGUCAUAUGUUUUACUCAUAUAAGUCAUAUUAAAACACGUACUAGUUAGAAAGACUGGUAACCAGCGGUAUCUGAUGUUUAGGUGAUGGUAGAGAGCUGGUUAAAGGAGCGAGGGCGGCUGUCUGUCAUUAAUGUGCAGAUAUUCAUUUCGCCUGGUGUUGUUUUUGUGUGAAGUUUCGGUUAGUUGUUAGUUUAUGAUGGCUCCUCAGAAAUACUCGGCUCAGGUGAUGAACUGUAAAGCCAAUGGUGCUGUAUACCCGUCCUCUGGCGUGAGCUCACUCAAGAAGCCCAAGAUGGAGCAGCUGCAGGCCGACCAUGAGCUCUUCCUGCAGGCCUUUGAGAAGCCUACUCAAAUUUACAGAUUCCUUCGAACAAGGAACUUGAUAGCUCCGAUAUUACUUCACAGGACCCUUACCUUUAUGUCUCAUAGAAACUCACGAACAAAUGCCAAAAGGAAAGCAUUCAAAGUGGAUGACUUGCUGUCCAGUGUGGAGAGAAUGAAAGGGGAGCCUGAGUCUCAGAGUUUGACUUCACAUCUGCAACUGACAUUCACUGGAUUUUUUCACAAGAAUGAUAAGCCAUGUCAAAACUCAGAAAAUGAUCAAAACUCAGUUUCACUUGAGGUGCUACUUGUAAAAGUCUGUCAUAAAAAGCGUAAGGAUGUCAGCUGCCCUAUAAAGCAAGUGCCUACGGGGAAAAAGCAGGUGCCUUUGAACCCGGAUCUCAGCCAAACCAAGCCUGGUGCCUUCCCUUCACUGCUGGUGUCCAGCAAUGAGUUUGAGCCCAGUAACAGUCACAUGGUCAAAUCCUAUUCUCUUCUCUUCAGGGUGUCUCGCACAGGCAAAAGAGACUCCAAUGGCUUCAUCAACUGUGAGGCGGAUGAGAAUAUCGAUGUAAAAGAGGAACUUCCAUCCAGAAAGAAGAGAUCCUUAUCACACAGAGGUGAUGGAGAGACCACAGAAACAUUUGUUGCUCAGAUGACUGUUUUCGAUAAAAACCGACGGUUGCAACUGCUGGAUGGAGAGUAUGAGGUUUCCAUGCAACAGAUAGAAGACUGUCCAGUCAGCAAGAAGAGGGCCACAUGGGAAACCAUACUGGAUGGAAAGAGGUUGCCCCCAUUUGAGACCUUCUCUCAGGGACCCACUUUGCAGUUCACCCUUCGCUGGACAGGUGACCCCAGUGACCCUUCAACGGCCCCUGUGGCCAAACCUCUCUCCACCCGCAAUUCUGACACCAGCACCACAGAGAGCAGACCCAGCACUCUCCGACCUGCACCUGUUGCGGUGAAGGAUUCAGUGAGCACCAGCAUACAGACCAGGAGAGAGCAGUCCCCCUGUGAACCCAGACAGAAACUACGCAUCUUUUACCAGUUUCUGUACAACAAUAACACUCGUCAGCAAACAGAGGCCAGAGACGACCUGCACUGUCCUUGGUGCACGCUCAACUGCCGUAAACUCUACAGUCUGCUGAAACACCUCAAACUCUCCCACAGUAGAUUCAUCUUUAACUACGUGCCUCAUCCUAAAGGUGCUCGGAUAGACGUUUCCAUAAAUGAGUGCUAUGACGGCUCAUAUGUCGGCAAUCCACAAGACAUCCACAGCCAGCCUGGCUUUGCCUUCAGCCGCAACGGCCCUGUUAAAAGGACAGCUGUCACCCACAUACUUGUUUGUCGGCCAAAGCGAACCAAGCCAAGCCUGUCUGAGUUUUUGGAGUCAGAGGAUGGUGAGCCUGAGCAGCAGCGGACUUAUGUGAGCGGACAUAAUCGUCUAUAUUUCCACAGCGACAGCUGCAUGCCCCUCCGUCCGCAGGAGAUGGAGGUGGAUAGCGAGGAUGAAAGGGACCCAGAGUGGCUCAGAGAAAAGACCACCACGCAAAUUGAAGAAUUCACAGAUGUGAAUGAAGGAGAAAAAGAAGUAAUGAAGUUGUGGAAUCUUCACGUUAUGAAGAAUGGAUUCAUUGCUGAUAAUCAGAUGAGUCAGGCAAGCAUGCUGUUUGUGGAGAACUGCGGGCCUCACAUCAUUCGCAGGAAUCUGUGUCGGAACUUUCUCCUCCACCUGGUCAACCUGCAUGACUUCAACCUGGUCACCAUAGCGACCAUUGACCGGGCCAUGGCCCGUAUGAAGGAGAUAGAGGAGUCACUUCCUGAACUAGAGGAGGGGCAGGAGUCGUCGGAUGUCACUUGCAAUGGUCACGCAGUGUCCUCGGGUGUUUCACUACAUGGCAAACGCACCAAAAGUGGAGUCUCAGACUGACAACAGCUGGUUUUAAAAGAAAAAUUAUGAACAGAAUCAUGAGCUCUAGUUUGAACUCAAAUUCUCCAUACUUAUCCCUUGGAAUCAUUUUAUUGUUUUGAGGUCUAGAACUCUCAGCCAGCAGUGCUUCUGUGGCUUAGAACAUGAGUUCUAUUUCUGAUCUGCCCAUAUGCCCAUUUAUUAAUAAGGAGCCCAUUUGAGACUCGAUUGUGAGUUAGCUGCUGGUAUUAUGAACUGACGCAAGUGCUUUUUGAAUGAAUUAAUGCAAUUUUUCAAUGUUUUCCAGUGCAGUCUGUCAUAAACCAUUAUCAUUUCAGCAGUCAUGUCUAGGAUAAUCUUUAGGUUUUUUUUUCUAAAAAAAAAAAAAAAAAAAAAAAAAAAAAAAGUGAGUUACUGUAGAAUUGGGAGUACCGUUAAUCAACAUUUUCUGUAUACAUUUUGACUUUUUUUUUUUUUUUUUAAACCACUGUGCGUUCAGUGACUAUUUAGCACAUAGUAGCACUUGUGUUACUACUUAUUCAGUGGCUGUAGACUCAGAAUUGUUGAGACAUGGACCCUAAGUUGUGAUAUUCAGGUUUCUCAAGUGGGAUUUGAAAGCUAAACAGUUUUGCAUUUCCUUUUUUAUAACAUACAGAUGCUCUUUUAGCAGUUUUAGAUUGGACCAAUCAAUAUAUACAUUGCAUUCUGUCAACAGCUUCUUGUCUCACAUGUGGAGUGUUAAGAUCCUUCCAUCUUAGAAUAACUUCUUCUGUGUGUAUUUUUUUCUUUUCUUUUCUUUUUUUUUUCCAGUUCUAUUUUUAAUUGACUAGCAAUAUAAUGCACACCCCAUGAAAGGAGAGCUGCCUGUGUUUGGGCUACAAGAAGUCCUUGUUUCAUAAAUCUUUGUGAACCAACCUCAUUAUGCCAUUUAGAAUGGGGAUCAGGAAUAAUUUUCAGUCCUAUGUAGGUCAUGUCAAAUCGAUGUUACUACUGGAUAUGUGGUUAUAUAAUAGUUUGUUGCUAUUAUAAUGUUCAGAUGUUGUACAUGCCAAAGUAUAUCAGAUACAGCAUCCUUACUCCUUCAAUUUGUUUUCUCUGCAAAAUGCACAAGUUUGGUGUACACAAGAAAAUUAUUUACAAAUUAAAGAUGUGUAAAUGCUCGGUUUAAA